Molecule: messenger RNA, 4918 nt
Organism: Anolis sagrei ordinatus
Lineage: Eukaryota; Metazoa; Chordata; Lepidosauria; Squamata; Anolidae
Source: RefSeq, a predicted model, not a curated record
CAGGCAGCAGUUGUGCCUGCUCUCUGGCGGUCUUCCUUGAGCGUCUUCCGUGUGGAGUUUGGGGGGCCAUGCUGUUGGCACCUCACCCAGAGGGAGGGCCGAGGCCCCAGCACCCACUUCUGAACUGCCCCCCCCUCCCACCCAGCUCUCUUUCGCUUUGUCUGGCUCCCUCUUGCUCUUCCUUUCUUUGUAAUCCAGCCAUGCCGCAGCGCCAGGGCGAUUAGCAGAAUCCGCACACAGACCUUCCCCCUCGAUAUUUCAGGGCUCAUUAGCAAAACGAUAAUUCCUCAUUAGCUGGAAAAGCUCGUCCAUUUGAACAAAACGGAUGCCCCAAAGAUGCCAGCUGCUAAUCCUGAGCUCUGCCGCUCGGCAGUAAAUCCCAUGCCAGUAUUUUCCGUGUGAAAAAACGCGCGCCAGUCCCCCGUUUUCCCCUUGUGGGGGGUUUCCUUUUUGGAUGAGGAGGGGAACGACUCCACGGUUGGCGUGUUUUGUAAAUUCCUCGUAAGCGAGUAGCCCAUUGGUAUUCCCGUGGCAUGACUUUGUUUCUGUGUCUUCCUUUUGUCUCCAGCGCCCGUCCCUGGCUCCGAGCCCGAUGCCAGCCGAACACCUCCCAGGGUCUCCAACAGCAGCAGCAGCACCACAAGCACCCAUGUAAGCCUCCUCUCCCAGUGUCUCAGAUGGGUCCAGAUAGGCAUGUGGCGUUGCAGGUGGAGGACUUCCUCUUCAGACUCGGCCCUCAGCUGCAGGAAGCCAUUCAGCUGCAGGACGCAGCCAAGGCAGAGCUGGCUGUUCGGGAACAGAGGACCUGGGAGCCUGGGACCCGGCGGAGGGAGGUGCAGGCAGUGCUGGACCAGAAGCGGCAUCAGAGCCGGCAGCCGGCAGGUGAUCCGGAGGCUGGCAAGACACACCAAGAAGAGGAGCCCUUUUUGCAGUUCAAGGAGGAGCCUUGCAGACAACUGACCUCUUUGGCAGGAGGCCUGAAUGAGGCAUGGAGGGGCCCCAGGUGGGGGCAAAGACUGCAGGCCCUGGAAGAUCAAGUGCCCAGCCAGACAUGGGGCUCCUGUGUGGAAGGGAAGGCAGGCCCUCUAAGUGGAAGAGAAGGAGGAGAGUGGCUGGGCGUGCUGCAUGGGGAACGAUCCAGAGCCUGGGCGAAGGUGCUCUUGGAGGAACUGCACGAUGCCCACCUUCUGGCCCAAGGAGCGAUGGCACAGCUGGUGGUGGCCGAAAUGGAGGCAGCCGCCCUGAGGAGCAAGUACAGGCUGGCCCUGGAGGAGGCGGCCGAGAGCAACCAGGCUCUACAGAGCCUCCGAGAGAACCAUGGAGUCUUGGAGCAGAGUGCGGCUGAGAAGGAGGUGGACUGUGGUCAGUUGGAGAGCCAGGCCCCAGAGCAGCUGGAAGACCUGUGCAGGGCGCAGGAUGAGGUGCAGCAGCAUGAGGACACCACCCAGGAGCUCCAGGACACUUUAGCUGCCUCUCAGGAGGAAGUGAGCUCCAGGUUCUUCUGCACCCAAGAAGGUGGGAUUAAAGCACUGCAGAGGAAGGGGCACUUGAAGGAGCUGCAGGUGGGCCAGCAGAAGGGGAUCCUGAGCACAGAGCAGCACACAUCCCAAGGGCCCCAGGAGGAGCUGGGUGCCCUGAAGGAGUCCCUGCAAGAGGCCCAGGAGCAACAGAGUGCUGGGAAGGAGCCUGAAGUGACCACCCUCCAAACAAGGCUCCAUCACUUGCAGGACAAGCAACAAGAACCAAGGAUGGUGGAGCAGACAGGCCUCAUCCUGCAGCUCCAGCACGAGCAGAAAACCUUCCUCAGGCAGAGCCCAAGCGCAACGACCCACUCGGCUGGCAUGGAAGAGCUGCAGGUUAAGCUGCAGCACCUGCAGGAGGAGCUGGACAUCUGCAAGGGCCGCAACCAGGAGAACCUGAGCAAGCUGCAGGCCCGUGAGAGCACCAUGGAGGAGCAGAGCCUGGACCUGGACCACCUCCUACAGCAGUGCCAAGCCCUCAAGGAGAAGCUUGUCUACUAUGAGGAGGUGGCCCAGAAGCAGGAGCUGACCCUGGCCCAGCAGCACCAGCGUGAGCGGCACCUGCAGGAGCGCCUGGCCCAAGCUGAAGGCAGCACCAGCCUUCUGGAGGAGAGCCUGGCCAUCUACAAACAGAAGUACCAGGCCUCGCUAGCCAGAACUGGGGAGCUGGAGAGCCGCCUGCAGCGCCUGGAGGAGGAGCUGGCCAACCAGGCCAAAGCCAGGGAGGAGGCCAUCCUGAAGCUUCAGGCCGAGCGACUUGUCUGGCAAGAGGAGCUGGAGGGCAAGUGCCACCAAGCCAGUUGCACCGAGGAGGCCAUGGAGCAGCUGGCACGGGAGCUGAGCCAGAGCCGGCAAGUAGCCAGCCAAUUCGAGGAGAGCAUCCGGGGGCUGCAGCAGGAGCUGACAGACAGCCGGACUAAGCUCCUGGGUCAAGAAGGGGCACUGGCAGCUCUGCAGAGGGACUUUGCCUCAUACAAGACAACCCACAGCUGUUCCAACAGCAGCUAUGAAAACCAAGUGCUCCACACAGAGGCUCUCCAGCAGAGGCUGCAGGAAGCCAUAGAGGAGAGCGCAGAGCAUCAGCAGGAGGCCAAGGAGUACAGGGAGUUGGUGCAGGACCUGAAGCUGGAGCUGGUGCGAGUUGUGGAGCAGAAAGGCACCGCCUUAAAAGGCCUAGAGCGCCUGGAGUUGACGGCACAGAGCCUGCGGCUGGAGGUGGCCGCAGAGCGGGAGAGGCGGGAGACUGAGGCAGGCGCGCUUCAGCAGCAGGCCCAGCAGUUGGAGCUGGAGCUCAGGCAGAGCCGCCAGGCAUGUGCCCAGCAGGAGCAGGCUGUCCGGAAGCGGGACGAAGUGCUGCACAAGUCCCAGGUGGAAAUGCUGUGUGCCCGGAGUGCCCUGCAGGAGAAAGGCCAGGAGUUAGAGCAGCAGCGUGCCCAUGCCCAUUGCCUGGAGGCCGGCCUGAAGGAGGCUCACAAGGCAUUGGAGGAGAGCCAGGCUGAGAGGGCCACUUUGCGCUCCGAGGCCAAGGUGCUGAGGCAGAACCUGCGAGAGAGCCAGGAGCGGCACCAGCAGGCCGCCCAGGAACUAGUCCGGCAGGAGGAGCAGCUGCUGCUGGCUCAGAACAGCCUCCGCACGGCCCAGGAACACCUGGAGGAGCGCGUUGCUGAGGUAGUGCUCCACUCAAAGGCCACCCACCGGCUGGAGGCUGAGGUCCAGGCCCUGAGUGAACGGGCGGCCAGAGCUGAAGACGAGCUCCAACAGAAGAGCGACCUCAUAGAGUGCCUGACGGAGGAGUUGAGCCAGUCGCGGCGGCAGCACCAGGCAGUGGCCGAGGAGGCCCAGCAGCAACGCCAGGCCGCAGCUAGGAUGGAGCGGAAGCUGGAGGGCAGUCGCGAGGGACUGAGGAGCCUCCAGCAGCAGGUCCAGGGGCACGAGUCAGUGCUGGAAGGGCUGCGGGCAGAGCUCGGGCAGCAGAAGCAGCGGGAAGAGGAGCUAAAGAGGAGGCUGCAGGAGGCCCAGGAGCGGGAGGGGCAGCUGGCCCAGGGCCACAAGGACCUGCAGCGCCGGCUCCAGAGCAGCCAGUGUCAGCUGCAGGAGGCCGAGUGGAGGAACCAGGGGUUGCAGCUGUGUGUGGCCGAGCGGGAGGCCGAGGGACAAGCCCUGCGGGAGAAGCUCAAGCACCAGGUUGCAGAACUGGAGGCGGCCCACAGCAGCCUGGAUGCGGCGCAACUAGAGCUGCAGCAGCAGGCGACUGAGGCGUUGCGUCAAGAGGCAGCCCUUGCUCAGCUGCGCUCGGAGUUCCGUGCCCUCCAGGAGCAGGAGAAGAAGAGCCACCAAGCCCUACUGGCAGCCCAGGAGCUCAAAGCCCAAGCAGCCUGCUGCCAGUCCAGCCAGAGGGAGGCCAUGGAGAAGCUAGAACAGAAAACGCGGGAGGCCUCCUGUCUACAGGCAGAGCUGCAACUGGCUCAGCACAAAACGGUCCACUUGGAGGAGCAGAUUGCCCGCACUCAGGCGCAGCUGCAAGAGCUGUUGGCCAGUCAGAGAGAGCGGCAGCAAGAGGUCUGUCGUGCGGAAGAGAGGCUGCAGAACCUGGGCCUCCAGGCGCAGCGCUGGCAGAAGGAGAACCGUGCGGCCCAGUUGACUCUGGAGGAGAAGGAUGAGGAGCUGGUGGUCGCCAAGGUGGAGCUGGCGGCCGCCGAGGAGCGAUGGCGCUGCAUGGCCGAGGAGAGGGACGAGCUGCAGAAUGAGGCCAACCUUCUCCGGCAGAAGUUUGUGGUCUCCAGCCGGGAGGUGGAAUCCCUGCAGACCUCCCUGGAGGCCGCCCAAUCCGACAGCCGGCGCCUGCAGCACGAGAGCGAGCUGGUGAUGGCCAACGUCAGCCAGUGGGUGACGGAGCAGAAAAAGGUCAAUGAGAAGCUGGGCUGCAAGAUCCGGGACCAGAUCAAGCACAUGGCUCAACUGACAGGCGAAAGAGACCACCUUCAGGGACUGACGCAGAGGCUGGAGCAAGAGAACAAGCGGCUGAAGAACGAAGCGGACGACCGGCGCAUUGAGUGUGAGCGCCUCAAGGCUCUCCGCAAUCAAGACCUGGACUCAUCCAAAGCAUGGCAGUGCUCUACGUUCCCAGUGGAGAGCUCCCCCCGGUUGCUUCAGAGGAAGAGCCAAGUGCUGGCCACAGAGUGGAACCGCCCUUAGCCCCCCCCCCUCCCCUCGGGUGGCUGGUCCCGCUCUCCUCGACCUUUACCCUCCAAACAACCCCUUCUGGUCCUGUGGUGCCCGGCUCCGGGAGCUGCAUCCCCACUGCAAUCAUGUGCCUUUGCCAGAGAAGAAGGGAAGAGACUUGUGCAAAUACUAAGCCAAUAAACGGAGGCAGCUCCGCUACCUCCCCCAAGAAGGGA